This is a messenger RNA of Phytomonas sp. EM1, 2394 nucleotides long. NCBI's taxonomy places the organism in Eukaryota, Euglenozoa, Kinetoplastea, Trypanosomatida, Trypanosomatidae. The record is from the annotation of a GenBank genome assembly.
AUGAAUCAUUUUUUCAAAAGCAGUUCAGCUGAGCUGACCUCGGCAAAAGAAGAAAUUGAUAUGCUUCGCCAGAAGAUCAAGACUGUCGAAGCCAUAGCAUCUUCUCUUGAGGACCAGUUAGCGGAAGAAAGAAAAAAAAAUGUUGAUUUAAAAGGCACAGCACAAAUGUGGGAGGAUACAGUUAAGGCUAUGGAUGAAGCGCAUCGCUGUGAAAUCUCUGGUCUGCGAGACGAGCUAUCAAUUUACAAGCAAAUAAAAGAGGCAACCGACGAGGAUAUUACCGUAGUAGUGAGUGAAUCUAUAAACUCCUCUUUGCAGGGCAUACGACAAGAAUAUGAACUCAAGAUAAAUAAACUGACGGAGGAUACCCAGUUACUGCAAAAUAGGCUUACUGAAAGCGAUAGUUUGAGAGCUGAAGGAUUAAAGGAGUUGGAAGACGUGAAGGCUGCCUAUUUGAGAGCUGAGAAGCGUUUUCGAGAGGAUAUUGCAAGAGUUCACGAGCAAUACGAGGUGGGUCGUAGGGAAAUGGAAAAGAAGCAUAUAUCCGAGCUGGAAGAACUCAGGAAGAUGGCUGAGAGCCAUUACGGGCGUGAACUAUCAGACGAGAGUAAGCCAGAAAAGCACUCUGAGCUUAUCACCGCGCUAAAUCAUGAAAUACAACACUUGAAUGAAUCGAACAGAUUGCUCCAACAGGAUAUUGACCAGAAAGAACAAAUAUUAGUCGACGUGCAGCAGAAGCACGCUGAGUGGAGAGAAAAGGUAAAAAGUAUAAAGCGGCAAGACAAUGAAACCAUUGAAAAUUUGAAGAGACGCUUAGAAUCCGCAUCUGCUAGUCCUGCAGCAGCAGAGGGGCAGCCAAAUCCUCAACUUAGUAAAGAACUAGAAAAGCUGAAUGAAAAAUUUGAGGAGGAAAGAAUGAUGAAUAGGGAAACUAUUAAACGUCUGCAAGAGCAGCUAACAGAGGCCGAGAAAAAGGUGUUGGAGCUCCAACGUAGUGAGGAUUCUCUUGAUAAGGUACAACCUGAAAGCGAUAAGAAUGAAAUUCAAGACCAUGAUAGAGCAGAAUCUCAACACCAGUCUCGGAGAGGAGGCAAUUGUCGGUCGAGAAGAGGAAGAAGACAAAAAACGCAGGGUCAAGACAAUGUCGUAUUGCUGGGACACAAUAUGGAUCUAUCUUGCCACCAAAGUUCAGUGUCUCAAAAUGCCACAGAGGCUGAGCGUGCAUCGCAAGACCACACAGAGAUGGAGCGCCUGCGUGACCAGCUGGAGGCGAUGACAGCUGAGCGUGACGCGGCAGUUGAGCGUGCAUCGCAGGAUCACACAGAGAUGGAGCGCCUGCGUGGGCAGCUAAAUAAAAGUAAUGAUUCCUUAAAGCAUAUUGAAUCUAACUUGCUUCUCUGGAAAGAAAAAGUGAAGACAGCUAAGCUUCGCGAUACGGAAAAGAUUUCGGAAUUAGAAACAGCCUUGUCAGAUAAUAAGGAGACCACAGCUACUGCUGUUGGUGAAAUGAAGAAUCUCCUUUCACGGUAUGGUGGUCCUGUUGAUAAUACCACAAGUUUACAGGAACUGAUUUUUGGCUUUGAUAAGUUCCUUGCUUCGGUCGUGGGGGCCUUGGCGUUAUCUCUUUCAGAACCAAUUGAUGAGCACACUAAUCCUCUUACAUCAAUGGCAGAGCGUCUGCAUCAAAGGGUUGUGUGCCUUUCGAGGGAACAGAGUAUUCUUCAGCAAGCAAAUGAAAGCCUAGAGCGGGAUAAAAGUGAACUUCAAAAGGAGCUCCAAAAGUGUGAAGAAGAAUUCGAAGCUUUGAAGAAGCAAUCCGAGGAAGUUAGUAAUAUGGUCCACCAAGAUGAGCUAAAUAAGCUUCUUGAGCUGAACAGACAGCUUGAGGAGCGUUGUGAGCUGCUUCGAAAGGAAGUGAAGCGACAACGAGAGGCAUUUCAUAGAGAUCGUGCCCAUCAUGAGUUAGCCUCGGUGCUUGUUAGCACUCACAAGGAUUCAAAGGAGACUGAGUUUGCAUUGCGUGCUGCAGCUGGAGGUGUCUUCGAAAAGGAUAUGCUCUCUUUGGCGGCCACCCAGAGUCAGCGAGACAACGAAAUAAAGUUCAUGCGAAUGAAAAUCGCUGAACUUGAAAAGGAGAAUACCGACCUUAAAAAGUCAUGUGAGCACAAUAACAAAGUGAUUGUUGAGUAUACCAAAGAGAUUGAGGUUAUGAAGUCAAAUCAGCGAGUCCAGGUGAGCAUUGAAUAUGUAAAGAAUAUUAUUUAUCAAUUUUUAUGCGCAAAUGAGGAUUUGCGCAUGAGGUUGAUCCCGGCCAUCGGAACGGUACUAGAAUUUAAUGCAAAGGAAAAACAAGAUAUCUUGGUGGCAAAUCCGAAGUGUCCCAAGUUUCAUUAG